AUGGAAAAAGAAAUGGCUUCCAUUACUGUCGACGAUGGUCUCGGACCGCACCGCUUGGAAGCGUCUUACCUUAUAGCCAUUGGAAUUAGUCUAACCAGUAAUGUUAUGUCCGACCAUGAUGAAUUAAAAUGGGAGUGUGCCAGUUGCACUUAUUUAAAUUAUCCGUCAGCAAUUUUAUGUACAAUGUGUCGUUCAUCGAAGAAUCAUUCAUCGCCUUGCAUAAAUGAACCACCAUCAACAUCAGGUGAUGACUGGAAAAAAUUUGAUGCAAGGAACGAACGUUGGUCGUGUUCCGCAUGUACAUAUUUAAAUGUAUUGAAAGCACGAACGUGCAGCGUAUGUUCUUCAAAACGACCUGAAUAUCUCAACUCGAAACCAGAACUAGAAGAUACCCCUCAAAUUGAUGAUAAAGGUUUUGAUCUUAGCAAAGCUCUUAACAAGUGGGAUUGUUCUAUGUGUACAUAUAAAAAUUGGCCUGCAGUUAAAAGCUGCGUUAUAUGUCGAACACCUCGACAAAUUGUGGAAAUUGGCGACGAUGAUUUGGUGCCGUUGAGUCCGAUACAAAGUACAGAGAAGGAGCGAAGAAGUCCGAAUUCUUUUGAAACGAUGGAACCUCUUCAACGAUAUUUAAUUUGCCUUCAGAAAACGGUUGAUACGGGUUGUAUAUCUUUUCUUGAAGCAGUGUAUCAAUUAAUUUGUCUAGAUGAUGAUAACGUUGAUAGGAUACUUCAUUAUUUAUAUAAUUAUAGCGAGCAAAAUCGCAAAAUAACUGCUCUCGAAAGUAGUUUGUUCAAUCAGUUAGCAGAUUUUGAUAAUACUAUAUUUUACAAUCGCUCGUUUGUUGAUAUGUUGGACUUUCGAGAUCAGAAUUAUUUAUCCAACAUUCCUGUCGAAUAUUAUAAUUCAUCACCAUCUGUGCAAUUUCCCGGCUCAGUUUCUAGUGAUGGCUCCGAUGAAAUUCAUGCAAGAAUCCGUGAGGAUAUAUUUAAUGAUUUGGAUUUAUGUCGCAUGACCAACAGUAGUGCCCUUUUUAAUGUGCCUGAAGUGGUAUAUGAUUUACGAGAAUGGUUAAUCCAUAGGGAUAAGCGAGGAAUUUUGAUGAAUUUUGAUGAGAAUCAUUUAAUGUACACAAUAUGCGGCUCAGAUACGCAUAAUCCAUCCACUAAUCUCGGUCAAGAACGUUAUGCACCUUUGAUUUUGCGCAAUCGUGGUGGUGGGCAUAGUCUUGUCGAUGCAGUAUCACAAGCUCUAUGGGGUGUUAUCGAUAAGAAUAAUUUGCUUCGUGGUGCCGUUUACCGUACUUUAUUUGCUCAAGAAAUUAGAUUUCGGGCCUACUGGGAAUCAUGGAUUUUAAAGCUUGGUUUAAAUCUCUGCGUAUAUGCAUUACAGCGUUAUUGGGAAAAUGUAUUAGAUUGUCAUGAACCAGGUUCUGCCAUGGAACAAAUCCAUAUAUUAGUUCUAGCUCAAAUAUUAAAUCGUCCCAUCGUUGUAUUACCUAUCGAAUCAUCGAAAGCAAAUAUGAUUCCUCGCUGUGAUAAGUCUGUGAAAGAAAAACAUCCGAUGGAAGGGUUUUAUCCGCAGCUUGCUGUUUUCAACAAUUAUCGUUUGUGUCGGCCAUUAUUUUUGUGCUAUGCCAAUGGCUGUUUCCAUGCAGUUAUUCUACCUCCACCUCAGAGAAGUCCAGUUUUUGGUAAAAUCAAGGCAGAUCGUGCAAAACGUGUAUUCAGAUAUUUGCGUUGUCCUUCUUUUCCUCUUGAGCAUUAUGUGCAGUUUGCUGUGAAUGAUGCUGAAACCUUGGAGUUUAUUAAAUUCGGAUUAGUUGUAGAUGUCGAUAGCGAAGGAAAUCGGUGGAUAUAUCACUCGUCAUUUAUUGUUCCCAAAGAUUCUGAAAUGGCAACUGAAAAGGAUUCCGGAACAAUUCUGUGGCAUCGAUGGAUGGCGUCUCAUUUUCCUCGAAAAAAUUUUGAUCUUAAAAGGUUAUUUCUUUUUUUUUAA
Molecule: messenger RNA, 1995 nt
Organism: Dracunculus medinensis (Guinea worm)
Lineage: Eukaryota; Metazoa; Nematoda; Chromadorea; Rhabditida; Dracunculidae
Source: the annotation of a GenBank genome assembly